Aspergillus aculeatus ATCC 16872 is the source of this 1353-nucleotide messenger RNA. RefSeq lists its product as uncharacterized. Gene Ontology annotation, cellular component: mitochondrion. Gene Ontology annotation, molecular function: flap-structured DNA binding; Y-form DNA binding; DNA endonuclease activity. The transcript is spliced from 2 exons. The record is from RefSeq and is a predicted model, not a curated record. Lineage: Eukaryota; Fungi; Ascomycota; Eurotiomycetes; Eurotiales; Aspergillaceae. The coding region runs from base 1 to 1353 and encodes 450 amino acids.
AUGCGCACCACCAUCCCUCUCCUGCGAUGCGCUCCCACCACCUGCACCACCACCACAACAACCCUCCUCUCAACCUACCUCCCCACCCUAAAGGCCACCCACCUCCAGCGCAUCGCCCAGCGCACCGGCAUCAAAUCCAGCGGCACGAAGCCCGUGCUCAUCCGCCAACUGGAGACGGAACUUCCGCGAUGCGAGUACCGUUUCCGCGGCCAUGAUGCCGCUGGGGCCGAGCCAGGCCCCGAGCCAGGCCCGGGCACCACGGGCACCAUGAGCAUCCUCAGCAUCGACAUGGGCAUCCGCAACCUCGCCUUCGCGCAUCUCCUCACCCAAGCACAGACGCAGGCACCCCCCACCCCCACCCUCGAGGAUAUAGAAGACCCCGCGGGGGAGUACUCCCCCCCCCUCUACGCCGCGAAAGCGUAUACCCUGCUGACAACCCUGCUGGAGCGGUACCGCCCCACGCACGUGCUGAUCGAGCGGCAGCGGUUCCGGUCGGGCGGGUCGGCGGCCGUUCAGGAGUGGACGAUUCGGGUCGGCGUGUUGGAGGCGAUGUUGUAUGCUGUUUUGGAGGCGUUGAGGCGCGAGGGUUUCAGUCCGAGGGGCACUGCGACUGCGUUGCGGCCGGUGCCGCGGGCUUGGGGCGUGGAGCCCGGGCGGGUGAGUCGGUUUUGGGCGGGGAGGGUUUCCCAGUCGCAUGAACAUGGACAUGAAGGGGCAGGGGGUGAGGGUUUACUGGGUGGUGCAUUGUUAUUUUCUGGUGGUGGUGGUGGUGGUGGUGUUAGGUCUGGGUCUGGGUCUGGGUCUGGGUCUAGGUCAUCAGGGGUGGAGGGAGAGGUGAAAGUCGAUGAAAACCAAAACGGGGCGCGUAGGAAUGGUAGGAGGCGGGUGCAGGAGCAGGAGCAGCAGGAGGAGCACUCUCAAGCACACGCCAAAGCUGAGGACGGACCAGCUACAGCUACAGCUACAGCUACAGCUACAGGGCGUACAAGGAAGAAAAAGAGCACGCGCGAGGUCAAGAAGAUGAAAAUGGAUCUGGUAGGGCAUUGGCUGCAGCAUGCCAGUGCUACCACCACCACCACCACCACCACCACCACCACCACCACCCACCACCCCGGCACUCUGGCCGUGGCGGACGACCAGGAGUUGCAGCGGUGGGUGCAGGCGUAUCGCUCCAAAUGGCAAUCCCCCAAACACCCCCGGACUGGCGCCCACGCCCACGCCCACGCCAACUUGCCGGAUAUCGGCAAGCUGGACGAUCUGGCCGACUGCUUGGUGCAGGGGGUCACUUGGCUGGAGUGGCAGCAGAUGCGUCACCGUCUCAUGGCUAAUCCUUCUCUGUUGGAUAAGAUCUAG